Molecule: messenger RNA, 1272 nt
Organism: Amphibalanus amphitrite
Lineage: Eukaryota; Metazoa; Arthropoda; Thecostraca; Balanomorpha; Balanidae
Product: neurotrophin 1-like
Exons: 6
Coding region: 207-875 (222 amino acids)
Biological process (GO): central nervous system formation; regulation of Toll signaling pathway; innate immune response
Cellular component (GO): extracellular region
Molecular function (GO): Toll binding; growth factor activity
Source: RefSeq, a predicted model, not a curated record
GCCACCAGUAUCGGUAGCCACCCGGUAUCAUCGGCCCCCACGGUGGCCCCACUGGAUCCCCGUCACGGUCCCGUCCGUCCGACCACGGAGCCCGUCCAGGGUCGAGGUCACGGCCCGUUCACGGGUAUAUAGACGGGGACUCGGUCGGACCGAUAGCACACACGGCCGGACCGUCCCACAACAGAUUCCAACCACAGAGAGACAACAUGGCGUUCACAUUUGUGAUGGCGGCUUCUCUGGCCGCCCUUGUUUCGGCCUCGUCUCCCUACCAGCCCCAGCCUGCCUACGGGCAUCAGCAGCCUGCUUACGGCCACCAGCAGCCUGCCUACGGACACCAGCCUGCCUACCCUGCCUGUCCUCACUACCCUGAGGACCCGGCCUGCAGCAAGAACAGCACCGACCCCUGGUGUCUCGAGGACUCCGAGUACCCCGAGUACGAGAUCAAGCACGCCAUCAGCUACAACAAACACAAGGUGCUGGAGCUGUACGCGGACGUGGCCGACCUCAACACCGAAAACUCGGUCGAGAGGCUGACUGAGAUUGAGGAGGAGACGUACCUGUGCCCGUCCGAGGUGGGCUACGUCCGUCCGCUGAGGGCCGUCAACACCGACGGCAAGUGGAGGGUCAUCGUCAACAACAUCAAGGUCGACUACGAGACGUUCACCCAGACGACGCGCAUCGAGAAGUGUCUGUCGGCCGGAGAGGCCUGUCCGCUGGUGCCGCAGUGCUACGAGUCCAGCUGCCUCCAGAAGUCCGUCUACCACAGGUUCCUGGUGUACGACCCGUGCGACCAGUACUUCCCCUUCGCCAUCGAGACCUUCCAGCUUCCCGCCUCGUGCGCCUGCUCCCUGGGAGCUUACGAAAUCUCCCACUAGAUGGCAGCGGCGACUACAGGCCUCUCGAUAACACAAUAUCGACUGUAGGCACCGUCAAUGACUCCCUUGUGAUUGGAUUGUAACUUAUUUCGAGAGCUUCUGUAUUUAUUAUCGCAAGAUGCUUGUAGAAAUGUACGGCGAUGAGCAUACUAGUUAGGAGCUGUAUUUUUAUAGUUCUUGGUGUGAGUUGGUGUUCUUGAUCUCGUGCUGGCGGCGCGGCGGCAGUCUCUGGGGGGAGAUUUUUACCAUCUGCGACUGGCCAUGCAGUUUUACGGAACAUCGAACUCAAUAAAACGUGUUGCGAAUAUCAAUUAUUCAUGAUUUAAUAUGUUUCUGUGAUGAUUUUGUAAAUAUGUGAGAUCGUGUCAGCAAGUAAUAAAUUGACAUUGCCCAUGUA